GGUCAUAAGCAUAAGAAAAACGCCAAAUCUGUCCACUCUUCCUCUCUCACUAUUGUGCAACAAUGGCUGAGACCAGUGCCUCUCCGACUCUUCUUUUGAAAGAUGAGCUUGACAUUGUAAUCCCGACAAUAAGAAACCUUGAUUUCUUGGAGAUGUGGAGGCCAUUCUUUCAGCCAUACCAUCUUAUCAUAGUCCAAGAUGGUGACCCUUCAAAAAUCAUCAAAGUCCCUGGAGGCUUUGAUUAUGAGCUUUAUAAUAGGAAUGAUAUUAAUAGGAUUUUGGGUCCUAAAGCCUCUUGCAUUUCCUUCAAGGAUUCUGCCUGUAGGUGCUUUGGUUACUUGGUUUCUAAGAAGAAGUACAUCUUCACUAUUGAUGAUGAUUGCUUUGUGGCUAAAGAUCCAUCUGGCAAAGAAAUUAAUGCUCUUCAGCAGCACAUAAAGAACCUUCUGGCUCCAUCCACUCCAUUUUUCUUCAACACCCUGUAUGACCCAUACCGAGAGGGUACAGAUUUUGUUCGUGGGUAUCCAUUCAGCCUUCGCGAGGGUGUCCCCACUGCUGUAUCUCAUGGCCUUUGGCUCAACAUCCCAGAUUACGAUGCUCCCACCCAGCUUGUCAAGCCCCUUGAGAAGAACACUCGGUUUGUGGAUGCUGUUAUGACAAUACCAAAAGGAACCCUCUUCCCAAUGUGUGGCAUGAAUCUGGCCUUUAACCGCGAGUUGAUUGGUCCUGCAAUGUACUUUGGUCUCAUGGGUGAUGGUCAGCCAAUUGGACGCUAUGAUGAUAUGUGGGCUGGCUGGUGCACCAAGGUUAUCUGCGACCACAUGGGCUGGGGAGUCAAGACAGGAUUGCCUUACAUCUGGCACAGUAAAGCAAGCAACCCAUUUGUGAACCUUAAGAAAGAAUACAAAGGAAUCUAUUGGCAAGAAGAACUGAUCCCAUUUUUCCAGUCUGCUAUCCUUCCGAAGGACUGCACCACUGUUCAGAAGUGCUAUAUUGAACUCUCCAAGCAAGUUAGGGCAAAACUUGGUAAAGUUGAUGAAUACUUUAUCAAGCUAGCAGAUGCAAUGGUCACAUGGGUUGAGGCAUGGGAUGAGCUGAACCAAACCGGAAAGUCCAGUGAAGUACCCAAUGGUGCUGCAAAAUAGACUUCAUGGAUAAUGCAAGGAGGUGACAGUCGUUAUCAGGUCAUGGAUGUUUUCUUCUCAUCCAUAGUUGUAGCCUGGUGUUUUGAGCAGCUUUUUCUCUUCUUGUCAAAGCAUUUCCUCUGAAGCUUGGAUUAUUUAUUUUGCAGGCAGGGAAUAUAUAUGACCCUAUUUAUCUUAAUAUUAUUAUUGAGUUUAGAACAA
Messenger RNA from Populus trichocarpa (black cottonwood), 1346 nucleotides. Its product is annotated as probable UDP-arabinopyranose mutase 1. Gene Ontology annotation, molecular function: UDP-arabinopyranose mutase activity. Gene Ontology annotation, biological process: UDP-L-arabinose metabolic process; plant-type cell wall biogenesis. NCBI's taxonomy places the organism in Eukaryota, Viridiplantae, Streptophyta, Magnoliopsida, Malpighiales, Salicaceae. The transcript has 4 exons. Gene Ontology annotation, cellular component: cytosol; Golgi apparatus. The record is from RefSeq and is a predicted model, not a curated record. Bases 63 to 1145 code for a protein of 360 amino acids.